AUUGCGGGUCACUCCACCGCAGGCAGCUGUGAGAUAGGGCAGGGACUGUGGGCUGGCUUUUGGUCCCAGCUCCACUGGAUUCUGAAUGGCCUACCAAGCCUACCCACACACCCCGGCUCUUGAGCCCUCUGUGCGUUCGUGGUGCCAAAGGUCAAUCGUUGGCCCCUGUGAUCCUGCAGCCCCAGACAGCCUAGACUCCAGAAUCCUACCUCCUAACCUUUCACUCAUCUGGAAUUAUUCAACUCCUUUGACUGUGGUAGAUCUGCCAUGGUCUAGCCAAGUGGCCCUAGAUUUGGCCUCAGAGUCCUUCUAAACACAACACUCCAGGCAGCCAUGCUUGUUACCUUAGACCGACAUGAGAAAUAAAUAUUUGCCAUUUCUAAUUGGGGCCUUAUUUUAUACGUGAGGAAACAGGAAUUGGCUUCAACCAGUGACUUGAAGACCUGAGUUUUUUCUACCACACUCCCGAGGAAGCUCGCAUGGGCAGAGCCGGAUAAUCCGAAGGGCAUACCUUGAAGAUUUUUAUACCCAGAUGAUGGAUGAGUGCUACCAGAUAUGGGCCCAGCUGGAGCACGAGGCUGAAACUCAAUUACACAGGCAGACUGGGCUACUGAUGCUGGGAAUGAAGGAGAAUUCAGAAUUAAAAACAAUCCAGGCUACUUUGUCUAGACACAGGGUGGAACAUCAGUAUUUUUCAGCUGAGGAACUGAAGCAACGUUUCCCCAAUGUUCAGUUGGCCAGGGGAGAAGUGGGGCUCUUGGAAAAGUCUGGAGGAGUUCUCUAUGCAGACAGGGCCCUCAGAGCCCUCCAGGAUGCAAUUCGACGUCUUGGAGGCCAAGUCCAUGAUGGAGAGAAGGUGAUGGAGAUAAAACCAGGGCUGCCAGUCAUUGUGAAAAGUACCUCCAGGAGCUACCAAGCCAAGAGCUUGAUCAUCACAGUAGGUCCUUGGACCAACCGGCUCCUCCGUCCCCUGGGGAUCGAGCUGCCUCUCCAGACUCUGCGGAUCAAUGUGUGUUACUGGCCAGAGAAGGUUCCUGGAAGCUAUGGCGUGUCCCAGGCCUUUCCCUGCUUCCUGGUCCUGGACCUCAGCCUGACUCCCCACCACAUCUAUGGGCUGCCCUCCGGAGAGUAUCCUGGGUUGAUGAAGGUCUGCUAUCACCACGGCAACAAUGCAGAUCCUGAGGAGCGGGACUGCCCGGAAGCCUUCUCAGACAUCCAAGACGUCCAGAUCCUGAGCCGCUUCAUCAGAGAUCACUUACCCGACCUAGAGCCCAAGCCUGCCAUUCUGGAGCACUGCCUGUACACGAACACCCCCGAUGGGCACUGCAUUCUUGAUCGACACCCAAAGUAUGACAACAUUGUCAUUGGUGCUGGAUUCUCUGGACAUGGAUUCAAGCUCGCCCCUGUUGUGGGCAAGAUCCUGUGUGAAUUAAGUAUGAAAUUAACCCCAUCCUAUGACCUGACGCCUUUUCGAAUGAGCCGCUUCCCUGGCCUGGGCAAAGCCCACCUUUGACCCCUGGCCAGCAGCUUCCCUUGUGCAUAUGUAUAGGAGCUGGGAAUAAAGCCCUCUGGCUACUAAAUGUCA
Molecule: messenger RNA, 1585 nt
Organism: Canis lupus familiaris (dog)
Lineage: Eukaryota; Metazoa; Chordata; Mammalia; Carnivora; Canidae
Gene: PIPOX
Product: pipecolic acid and sarcosine oxidase
Exons: 9
Coding region: 533-1513 (326 amino acids)
Cellular component (GO): peroxisome
Molecular function (GO): L-pipecolate oxidase activity; sarcosine oxidase activity; flavin adenine dinucleotide binding
Source: RefSeq, a predicted model, not a curated record